AUGGAUUCAAUCCGAGGCGUCUUGCUCGGGCUCUUGCUCCUGGCUUCCAGCAUCCGACCCGGCGCUCUGUCGCUUAGAGCUGCUCUCCGAAAACCAGGCAAGGUGGGGCCUCCUCUUGACGUCAAGCUGGGUGCCCUGAACUGCACAGCUUUCAGCAUCCAGUGGAAAAUGCCACAGCAUCCUGGAAGCCCAGUCACUGGAUACACUGUCUUUUACUCUGAAGUCGAUGCAGAUAAGUCCCUGCAGGAGCGGUCACACAGUGUGCCUCUCAGCCAGGAUACCCCAGUUGCUGUACAACCUGAUCAACAGGCAAUUUUUGAAGAAGUGAUUGGAGAUUUGAAACCAGGAACUGAAUAUCGAGUGAGCGUAGCAGCUUACAGCCAGACUGGCAAAGGGCGGCUCAGCCCCCCUCAGCACAUUACCACGUUGUCCCAAGAUUCCUGCCGGCCUCCAGCGGCACCCCAGCAGCCACGUGCCCUUGUGGUUUCUGAUUCGGAGGUGGCCCUAUCUUGGAAACCUGGACAGAGUGAAGGACGCUCCCCUAUUCAGUACUAUUCCGUGGAAUUCAUCAGGCCAGAUUUUGACAACAAUUGGACCUUAAUCGAAGAGCAGAUCCAAAUGGACUCCAUGGUCAUCAAGGGCCUUGAUCCAGAUACCAACUACCAGUUUGCCGUGAGGGCCGUGAAUCCCCAUGGCCCCAGCCCACGCAGCUGGCCCAGUGACACCAUCCGAACCCUUGGCCCUGAGGAAGCAGGAAGUGGCCGUUAUGGACCUCGUUACAUCACAGACAUGGGUGCUGGAGAGGAUGAUGAUGGAUUUGAAGACGACCUAGAUCUGGACAUUUCCUUUGAGGAGGUGAAACCACUUCCUGCUACCAAAGGAGGGAAUAAGAAAGUAUUGGUGGAAACUUCUCUGUCUGACCCCCAGUCCAUUUCCAGACCUGCCCCCACUACCUCAGCAUCUUUCCCCACAACUACCGUGGCUCUCCAGCCCACUCCAGCAGAAGGGAAGGGGAAGAAGGGUGUAGCCACGAUGUCGAGGCUCUUUGAGAAGUCUUGUGAUGAGAUCCUCUGCCCUGCUGACAGCUUUUGUGUCAAUGACUACACCUGGGGGGGCUCACGAUGCCAUUGCAACCUGGGCAAAGGUGGCGAGAGCUGCUCAGAUGAUAUUCUUAUUCAGUAUCCUCAGUUCUUUGGCCACUCCUAUGUAACUUUUGAGCCUCUGAAGAACUCCUAUCAGGCAUUUCAGAUAACUCUUGAAUUUAGGGCGGAGGCAGAGGACGGCUUGCUGCUCUACUGCGGGGAGAACGAAUAUGGAAGGGGCGACUUCAUGUCCCUGGCUAUCAUCCGACGCUCCCUGCAGUUCAGGUUUAAUUGUGGAACAGGGGUCGCUAUCAUUGUAAGUGAGACUAAAAUCAAACUGGGGGCCUGGCACACAGUGGUGCUCUACAGAGAUGGGCUGAAUGGGCUGCUGCAGCUGAACAAUGGCACCCCCAUGACAGGCCAGUCCCAGGGCCAGUACAGUAAAAUUACCUUCCGGACACCUCUAUAUCUUGGUGGGGCUCCCAGCGCUUACUGGUUGGUCAGAGCAACGGGAACAAACCGAGGCUUUCAAGGCUGUGUGCAGUCGCUUUCGGUUAAUGGGAAGAGAAUGGAUAUGAGGCCUUGGCCGCUGGGGAAAGCCCUUAGUGGGGCUGAUGUGGGGGAGUGCAGCAGUGGAAUAUGUGAUGAGGCCUCGUGCAUCAAUGGUGGCACCUGCACAGCAAUCAAAGCCGACUCCUACAUUUGCCUCUGUCCCCUUGGGUUCAAAGGUCGACACUGUGAAGAUGCUUUCACCUUGACCAUCCCUCAGUUCAGAGAGUCUCUGAGAUCCUUCGCUGCCACGCCCUGGCCCCUGGAGCCCCAGCAUUACCUCUCCUUCACUGAGUUUGAGAUCAUGUUUCGGCCGGACGCAGGGGACGGUGUUCUCCUAUACAGUUAUGACACAAACAGCAAGGACUUCCUGUCCAUCACGAUGGCAGGCGGCCACGUGGAGUUCCGUUUUGACUGCGGCUCUGGGACUGGUGUUCUGAGGAGUGAAGACGCCCUCACCCUGGGCCAAUGGCACGAGCUUCGUGUAUCUCGCACAGCGAAGAAUGGCAUCUUACAAGUGGAUAAGCAGAAGACAGUAGAGGGAAUGGCAGUGGGAGGCUUCACGCAGAUUAAAUGCAACACGGACAUUUUUAUUGGUGGAGUCCCCAAUUAUGAUGAUGUGAAGAAGAACUCAGGCGUCCUCAAACCAUUCAGUGGGAGUAUCCAGAAGAUCAUCCUGAAUGACCGAACCAUCCAUGUGAAGCAUGACUUCACGUCUGGUGUGAAUGUGGAGAAUGCAGCCCACCCCUGCGUGGGGGCCCCCUGUGCCCAUGGGGGCAGCUGCCGGCCCAGGAAGGAUGGCUAUGAGUGCGACUGCCCCUUGGGCUUCGAGGGCCUGCACUGCCAGAAAGCCAUCACAGAAGCCAUCGAGAUCCCGCAGUUUAUUGGCCGCAGUUACCUGACAUAUGACAAUCAAGAUAUCCUCAAGAGGGUGUCAGGAUCAAGAUCAAAUGCAUUCAUGAGGUUUAAGUCAACUGUCAAGGAUGGCCUGUUAAUGUGGAGGGGAGACAGCCCCAUGAGACCCAACAGUGACUUCAUUUCCCUGGGCCUUCGGGAUGGAGCCCUGGUGUUCAGCUACAACCUGGGCAGUGGUGUGGCAUCCAUCGUGGUGAACGGCUCCUUCAAUGAUGGCCGGUGGCACCGGGUCAAGGCUGUCAGGGAUGGCCAAUCAGGAAAGAUUACCGUGGAUGACUACGGAGCCAGAACAGGCAAGUCACCUGGCAUGAUGAGACAACUCAACAUCAACGGACCUCUGUAUGUGGGUGGAAUGAAGGAGAUCGCUCUGCACACUAACAGGCAGUACAUGAGAGGCCUCGUGGGCUGCAUCUCUCAUUUCACGCUGUCCACCGAUUACCACAUUUCCCUCGUGGAAGAUGCUGCAGAUGGGAAGAACAUCAACACUUGUGGAGCCAAGUAA
Marmota flaviventris (yellow-bellied marmot) is the source of this 3048-nucleotide messenger RNA. NCBI's taxonomy places the organism in Eukaryota, Metazoa, Chordata, Mammalia, Rodentia, Sciuridae. The record is from RefSeq and is a predicted model, not a curated record.